CCAAGAAGAAUAAACCAAGAACAGUAAAUAUGGUUCCUCGUACUUUCACAGUGUUCACCAUCUUCAUCUUCGCAAUCGUUCCUCAAAUUCAGUUCCAAAAGAUUGGAUUGCUUCGGCGUGCAAUGACCCACGCCUCAUUCUCUGAAGAGAACAACAAGGCACUGAGCAUUCUGGGUGCCAGUAUCAUAGACACAUCUGCCUCUUUACGACUACUUGGGAAAAAUAUUGAGAUUUCUGCAAAAGAAGUGAACCGUCGUAUAUCAGAGAUCUCCAAGGUUGAAUCUUCCUGUGCUGCUGAUGGGCUGCGAUUGGAGCUGCAUAAGGUGGUUAGAGUCUCUUCCAAGACUAAUAGUUCAGCUCCUGUGGUAGUUUGUGGGGCUUUCAGAGCAAUCUUUGGUGCCAUUGCAUUAGAUUUUGGGAAGUCGGAUGAUGCUGGAAGCAUAUUCUGGGUUGUUCAUGGCGGUGAUGUUGGAGGAGUCAUGGCAGUUUGA
Messenger RNA from Argentina anserina (silverweed cinquefoil), 491 nucleotides. Its product is annotated as protein NUCLEAR FUSION DEFECTIVE 2. The record is from RefSeq and is a predicted model, not a curated record. Gene Ontology annotation, molecular function: ribonuclease III activity; double-stranded RNA binding. Gene Ontology annotation, cellular component: nucleus. Bases 30 to 491 code for a protein of 153 amino acids. NCBI's taxonomy places the organism in Eukaryota, Viridiplantae, Streptophyta, Magnoliopsida, Rosales, Rosaceae. Gene Ontology annotation, biological process: regulation of gene expression; RNA processing. The transcript is spliced from 2 exons.